Molecule: messenger RNA, 2092 nt
Organism: Daucus carota subsp. sativus
Lineage: Eukaryota; Viridiplantae; Streptophyta; Magnoliopsida; Apiales; Apiaceae
Product: cell division cycle 20.1, cofactor of APC complex
Exons: 5
Coding region: 461-1810 (449 amino acids)
Biological process (GO): positive regulation of anaphase-promoting complex-dependent catabolic process; anaphase-promoting complex-dependent catabolic process; positive regulation of ubiquitin protein ligase activity
Cellular component (GO): anaphase-promoting complex
Molecular function (GO): anaphase-promoting complex binding; protein binding; ubiquitin ligase activator activity
Source: RefSeq, a predicted model, not a curated record
CAUGAAUAUUUUCAGACAACCAUGGAGUGAUCCAAUGCAUUUACUAAGCCCAACGCAGCAGCAGGGUACUUCCGUCACAUCAUUAUCUCAACGUCUCUGUACACGUGCUUCUUAUUCCUCACCGAAAUAACUAGCCGUUACAGUUUUCCCCCAAUCCUCAUAAACCCUAAUUUCACUACUCACCUAGCAGUAUAUAAACACACUCAUAAUCAUCCUCAAUUUCAUUACAACCGCCGCUCAAACUCCAAGAAAGCAAUCAAAUCAAACAUCCUUUGAUUUCGUUGCUUCUUCAUCUUAAUCUCCUGAUUGUGUUCUGCCUCUUGAGUUUUAUUACAUCUCUGUUGAACUAACUCUUGUUUUGCAGGAAUUCAGUACUGUUUUGUCUUUGAUUGUUUUGAUUUGUGUGUUUAUUAUUGUUAUUAUUAUAUAUCUGUGUGUUGUUUCUGUUGUUGCUAACGUUAUGGAUGCAGGAGCCGCUAAUUCUUCGUAUAACAAGGCGACUAACUAUAGAUCUCCUCUGCAGAGAAAGAAUUCUCGAGACGAUUUGGAUAGGUUUAUUCCGAAUAGAUCUGCCAUGGAUUUUGACUAUGCUCAAUACAUGCUGAUGGAGGCAAGGAAAGGUAAGGAAAAUCCAGCUGUGAGCUCCCCAUCGAGAGAAGCUUACAGGAAGCAGCUAGCUGAAACUUUCAACAUGAACAGAACUCGAAUUUUAGCUUUCAAGAACAAGCCACCAACCCCCUCCAAGGCUGUUCAAAUUGAUUGCUUGUCGGGAGCUGUUCACCAAGCAAAGCCCAAGACACGUCGUUACAUUCCACAGACAUCCGAGAGGACCUUAGACGCUCCCGAUCUUGUGGAUGAUUACUACUUGAAUUUAUUGGACUGGGGUAGUGCAAAUGUUCUUGCCAUUGCUCUUGGAAACACAGUAUACCUGUGGGAUGCUUCUAAUGGCGCUACUUCUGAACUAGUCACACUUGAUGAGGAAAGUGGUCCAGUGACAAGCAUCAAAUGGGCUCCUGAUGGGCGCCACAUUGCUGUUGGUUUGAACAACUCUGAGGUUCAGCUUUGGGAUUCAACAGCCAAUAAACAGCUAAGGACUUUGAGAGGUUGCCACAGCUCCCGAGUUGGAGCACUUGAUUGGAACAAUCAAAUUUUGACUACUGGAGGGAUGGAUGGUCAGAUUGUCAACAACGAUGUAAGAAUUAGAGAUCAUAUUGUUGAGACCUACAGAGGACACCAUCAAGAGGUUUGUGGACUAAGAUGGUCAGCCUCCGGUCAGCAAUUAGCUAGUGGAGGAAAUGAUAAUCUCCUACACAUUUGGGAUAGGUCAACGGCUUCUUCUAAUUCUCCAACACAGUGGCUUCACAGGCUCGAAGACCAUACUGCUGCUGUCAAAGCUCUAGCCUGGUGCCCAUUUCAAGGGAAUUUGCUUGCCUCCGGAGGAGGUGGAGGUGAUAGAUGCAUCAAGUUCUGGAACACCCACACUGGUGCAUGCUUGAACUCUGUUGACACAGGAUCACAAGUUUGUUCUCUGUUGUGGAAUAAAAAUGAGAGAGAGUUGCUCAGUUCUCAUGGUUUUACUCAGAAUCAACUUACUCUUUGGAAGUACCCGUCAAUGGUCAAGAUUGCAGAACUUACUGGUCAUACAUCUAGGGUACUUUACAUGUCUCAGAGCCCAGAUGGAUGUACUGUUGCAUCGGCGGCUGCAGAUGAAACACUCAGAUUCUGGAAUGUUUUUGGAACUCCUGAAGUAGCAAAACCUGCACCAAAGGCAGCCCAAGAGCCAUUUGCUCACUUGAAUCGCAUUCGGUAAAGUAGAAGACUAUUGUGAUCUAUCAACAGGAUAUUUAAAGAACCACCAUAGAAGUACUAAAGACUUAACAUAUAUAUAUUUCAGUUUGAGGUCCCUUUAACUGAUUAGAAGAUAUACCAUGUAUUUAUUUGUGCAUAACACAUUAAGCUUUGUUUAUUUAUACACUUGUAACAAAAAAGGUUGAUUUUGCGCAACUGAAUAGAAAAAAACCAACACGUACACUUAUUGUGACGUGUACUGAUUGGAUUUUUUAAUGGACAUCAUUUAGGUUUUCUGUAUUUA